GUUUAAUAAACGAAUGAAGGAUAAUAUAUUAAAAUGUGAAUUUUGAAAAUGUCGAAAUCGAAUAUAAUAAUUGCCAAUCAUAUCUGAUUGCAAGCUAACUUCACUAGUUCAGAACAGUUAAAGAGAAGUCACGAGAAAGCUAUUAUUGGCUGUCUGUUCACUGUCUUUUUUCAUUCUUCAUUUUCUGCAUUGCGAAUAUACAAGUUAAACACAUUAAUAAAUGUAGGGAUUAUUGCAGUAGAAAAUUUGACAUGACGUGUGUAACCGCAAAGAAAUGGAUUGUGAAGUCUAGUCUUUCCUAAGAGAUAAGAUUAUAUCCGCAUUAUUAGUUCAUUGUAUAGUUCUAAAUUGUUCGAUAAAGUUAACUUUAUUAAGUACACGAUCUCAAAAAUGUCUGGUUUUGAUGAGAAUCCAUUUGGAGAACCUACUAUUCAUGAUCCUUUUUCGGAUCCAGCAAUAAAAAGGGCAGUUGCUUCAACACCUGUUAGUAAAGGCCUUGAAGAUUACAAUCCUUUCUCUGAGCAAACAGUAACGCAAGGAACUGCACAAGUCAGAGGUGCAUCAAAUCCUCCUAUUUAUGGGGGAAUAGGUGCAACACAGCAACCAGCAACACUUCAACCUUCAACCUUUCAAUCAACCUUUCGAGCAGAAACUCCACCACCUCCAUAUUCGCGUAUUUCACAGCAAACAGUGAAAAUACCGCCUACUGUACAGGAAACAGUGCAUACUCCACAGCAAACAGGGAAAGGAGUGCUUGGAAGUACAUCACCACCUUCUACAGAGCAACAAAGAAGUGGUGAAGAAUGGAAUGCAAGGAGAGAAGAAGAGACGAGAAAUAAUACUUCAUAUUUUCUAAGGCGAAAUAAUUGGCCACCAUUACCUAAAAGAUGCUGUUUUCAACCAUGCUUUUAUCAAGAGAUUGAUGUAGAGAUUCAGAUUGAAUUUCAAAAAAUAGUGAGACAAUUGUAUUAUUUAUGGAUGUUUCAUGGUUUAAUAUUGUUUUUGAAUGUGAUUGGUGGAUUUGCCUUGAUGUUUCAUAGUAAGGAUGUAACAACAUUUGGUCUUAGUAUCUUGUAUCUUAUUCUGUUUACACCAUUUUCAUUUCUGUGCUGGUUUAGACCUGCAUAUAGAGCUUUUAAGAAUGAUAGCUCUUUCAACUUUAUGGUAUUCUUCUUUGUCUUCUUCUUUCAAUUAAUUGUUACAAGUAUACAAGCUAUCGGUAUACCUGGAUCAGGCACUUGUGGAUUAAUAACAGCUAUUACUGCAUUUAAUUCAUCUGCAGCAGGCAUUUUUGUUGGAAUUUUAUUACUUCUCAUUGCUUUUUGUUUUAUCAUAGCAGCUGGUGGUGAUCUUCUCUUACUUACCAAGAUUCAUAGAAUUUAUCGGUCAUCGGAUGCAAGUGUAUCGAAGGCGCAACAAGAAUUUGCUACAACUUUUUUGCGUAAUGAACAUGUCCAAAAUGCUGCAAGUAAUGUAGCAUCUACUGCUGUUCGUGCACAAAUGAGUAAUGCUGCUGCUGCUGCUACUGCUCAGCCACGUUAUUAAGGACAUCUUAAAUUAACUAAAUCAUCAUUUGGAUAGUAAUUUAUUAUCCUGCCUUCAUAUCAUAUUUGAAAAUUCAUAAAUCUUUUAAGUUUGUUUGCAUGUUAUUAUUCUGUUAUUAUUUCAUUGAAUUCAUAUUAGUAUUCAUUGUAUUACAGAA
Messenger RNA from Polistes dominula (European paper wasp), 1702 nucleotides. RefSeq names its product secretory carrier membrane protein (gene Scamp). NCBI's taxonomy places the organism in Eukaryota, Metazoa, Arthropoda, Insecta, Hymenoptera, Vespidae. Gene Ontology annotation, cellular component: trans-Golgi network membrane; recycling endosome membrane. Gene Ontology annotation, biological process: protein transport. The record is from RefSeq and is a predicted model, not a curated record.